AUGAUAAAGAACGGACGGCAGAAGAACGGCAUUGGCUGUCUCCUUAUUUCUAUUUACCCUUUCAUAAGAGCUUGGUUUAACUUUCACCACAUCCUCCCCACUGUGGGCAACUUCAGAGUCCACCCAAUGCCUUCAAAUCCAGGCCUUGAACAAGCAAUGGAAACCAUCAGGCGAGAAGGGACACAAAGCCAGAUGAAUCUGGAGCGCUCCAAGAGCAGGAUAGGAACAGAUGCUGGGACAGCUGCUGAUGCAUUACCAGAAGAAGGACCAUCUUCAGAUGUCCCAGAUAUCUUGGCUAAAAGGAAGAUUAAGCCACCUCUCUCUGACCUAGAUAUUCCCUAAAGACAUAGUCCAGUGAGGAGCCUUGCAUCACUUGAUAUUUGU
Molecule: messenger RNA, 384 nt
Organism: Clupea harengus (Atlantic herring)
Lineage: Eukaryota; Metazoa; Chordata; Actinopteri; Clupeiformes; Clupeidae
Gene: kncn
Product: kinocilin
Exons: 5
Coding region: 1-342 (113 amino acids)
Source: RefSeq, a predicted model, not a curated record